UGAUCGGUGACAUGAAACGACAUGUUGAAACGCGUACCGAGAAAGAGGCAGUCCUUUUUGGGAACGCAAAAGGGAAAGUAGGACUACACAAAGGCUUAUAAUUAGUGCGAAGUGAGUGUAGAAGAGAAGUUACCAGUCCGCCGAGCAGCAGCGAGCAAGUGAUCACAGUGAGGCAUGUCUUACAUUCCACCCCACAAGCGGCACACUAAGGGUUCCCCGUCGCCGAAACCAACUCCGGCACCUGAAUCCCUCAUACCUUCCUUCAGAAAAAACCUGAACUUUAGGGAGCAGAAGGGAAAGGAAAAGUAUUUGGGCGGUAUCCUUUAUGCUCGUGAUGCUGUUAGGAAAUGGUUCCCAGUUGGCUUGACUCAUCAUUCUCAGUUGACAUCUCUUGUUAAGCUGGAACCUGUUUCAGUUGAGCGAAAAUCAGGCGAAACCCCUCUUUCGCUGGUCCUACUGCAAGGUUGCAGCGAAGGAACAAAUGAGCUUAUGGAUGAGCCAUGGCUCUUUGUGGCUAAAAGUGUGAUGGAGGAUUUACUUUUGUCAUUUCAACAUGUGAAGUGUGAAAUGGAGGAAUCUAAUAUGGAAGAAUUAAAGCCGACUCUAGUUGCUCGUUUUGGAAGAAUUCUCUUUUAUGGCAAUUCUGCAAAUAGUCAAGAAUCCUUGAAAAGUAACCCAUUGGGUGAAACCACAUUGAGGCAAAUGAAAAAAUCUUUCUAUACAAAUGUUCCUCUGUCAUAUAUGGAAUAUAUAAGAAACGUUGCAGUUGAGAAACUUGACUUAAAUUAUGUGGAAGAGAAGGAAUUAUACUACGUCGAGCUUUCAGAUAACUUGCGCUCUGAUUCAACUGUCUCCUGCAAAUGUGUGGUGGCCAAGGAUCAGAAAAAAAUUCAGGUCUAUAAGAUUGAGGUAAACCAUGUACGCAACAUGGUUGCAGAUAUGAGCUGUCUGGGCAAAAGUUUAGACCUAAGGUUGAUGUUACAGACCAAGAAAAUCAUGACAGCUUUAUCUGAUGAGGAGAUCAACGGACUUAGAAAUCUUAUCGGCUCUGCCGUUUUGGACUCAGAAGUUAAGGGUGGGUUGAGAUGGCCCUUUGGCGAGGAUUCAUCAGGGAAUCGAUAUGCUGUUAUCAGUGUCUGGCAUACAACUGCAAAGUCAUAUGGAAAUUCGUCAAUUAGGUUUAAGCUUCGACAUGCAGAUCGAUUUGAUUUCCGGUCUUCAAUUGGUGAGGUUUCCCAGGAGGCUAGCCUGAAAAUGCCUGGGAUUGUAUCCGAAUUGCGGCGGAAAUGCAGAAGCAAACGAUUGAUGAGAACCUGGUGCUUAAAAUGCUUGAAGAAAACUUGAAGUUAAUCUGGGAUCAUUGUUUGUCUGAUGGUUCUUCAAGCUGACCAAGUUUCGUGGCCCUUCACUUUCUUUUUGCAAAAUAUCUGCAGAAACUGCUAGAUUCACAAGUUAUGUUUGGUUUACCUUUUGAAUUUUGUGGUGGCCGGGGAAUGUAUAGAUGUAUAUUGCUGAAUUGUUAAACCCAAAACCCUGAAUUGUUUUCUGCACUGUUUAGUUUGUGUAUGGAUUGUAAUGAACCAAGGCCUCUGAUGUUAGUGGCAUCAGUAAGGAACACCAACUGCAACCUAUAGAAA
Messenger RNA from Lycium barbarum (goji berry), 1637 nucleotides. RefSeq lists its product as uncharacterized. The transcript is spliced from 7 exons. Bases 175 to 1344 code for a protein of 389 amino acids. NCBI's taxonomy places the organism in Eukaryota, Viridiplantae, Streptophyta, Magnoliopsida, Solanales, Solanaceae. The record is from RefSeq and is a predicted model, not a curated record.